Molecule: messenger RNA, 3278 nt
Organism: Nicotiana attenuata
Lineage: Eukaryota; Viridiplantae; Streptophyta; Magnoliopsida; Solanales; Solanaceae
Product: probable protein phosphatase 2C 4
Exons: 4
Coding region: 214-2682 (822 amino acids)
Biological process (GO): protein dephosphorylation
Molecular function (GO): protein serine/threonine phosphatase activity
Source: RefSeq, a predicted model, not a curated record
CAUUAGCCCGCAAAAAACAUUACAAAAUAGAUUACUCCAUUCUCUCUCUCUAGAAAUAUUUGUUUCUUCUCUCUCUAUAUCUCAUUUUCUUUCACAACAAACUGAAACAAAAUUUUCUUUUGCCUCUCUGUGUAACUCUACUUUUAUAGAGAUAUAUACAUAUAACAGUGGUUACUGUUGGGGGAGGGGGUUAUGAAAUGAAUAGAACGUGAAAUGGGAGGCGGUUUUUCGUGUUUUAGUAACCCGGCGGUGGUGAACCGGACUGAACCGGAGGUAAUAUUCACGGGCAGCGAACCGCUCGAUGAAACCCUAGGUCAUUCCUUCUGCUAUGUUAGGUCAUCCGCCCGGUUUGGUCUCUCUCCGACAAACUCAGACCGGUUCGUUUCGCCUUCUCAGUCACUCCGGUUCGAUAAUGAACCGGCUCCUUUAAGGACCGAAACCGGAUUCAGAGCGAUUUCAGGUGCGUCUGUUAGUGCAAAUACUUCCACUCCCCGAACUGUCCUCCAACUUGAUAAUAUUUACGACGAUGGUACUGGUAGUGUUGUGAAUGGUUUUGAAAGUACGUCUUCCUUUAGUGCUUUGCCUCUUCAACCGGUUCCUCGAACCGGUUUAAGCAACGAACCGGCUGGUCCAAUGGAAAGAGAGAGGGCUUUCUUCAUGUCCGGUCCGAUCGAGCGAGGAGCUCUAUCCGGUCCACUAGAGUCUGCCGUUCCAUUCUCAGCUCCGUUGGGUGGUGAUGGCAUUUACGUAAAAAGGAGAAAAACGAAGGGCAUUAAUGGAAUUAAAAAAGCCUUUAGACGGCCGUGGGUGGUGCCAGUGAGAAACUACUUCACAGGUAAAAAGGAAAUUAACUGUACACGUGAUUAUAAUGGAUGGCAUUUGCGUAAUAAUGUGAAUGUUGAAUGGGCAUUAGGAAAAGCAGGGGAGGAUCGUGUGCAUGUGGUUGUAUGUGAAGAACAUGGAUGGCUGUUUGUUGGAAUUUAUGAUGGGUUUAAUGGACCUGAUGCACCUGAAUUUUUGAUGAGUAAUCUGUACAAAGCAAUGAACAAAGAAUUAGAGGGUUUGUUUUGGGAUAGUGAAGAUACUAGUAUUAGUAAUAAUAACCAGGAAAGCAAAAAUAAUGCAAAUAUAGAAAAUGAAGUGAUCAUUGAGGACUCGAACGAAGCUAAUUCGAAUCGAGUGCAUAAGGAGAUGAGUAGGGGGGAUAGGGGAGUUGAAGAAGCUGAAAAUGAGGUUAAUUUGGAUCAGAUGGAUAAAGAGUGUGAAAAGAAGGUGAUAUUUCAAUCAGAAAAUGCAAAUAUAGAAAAUGAACUGAUUGGUGAGGACUCAAACAAGCCACAUUGGAAUCGAGGACCACUUGAUGCCACGAGUAGGGGAGAUAGGGGAGUAGAAGAAGGUGAAAGUGCAGUUAAUUUGGAGCAGAUGGAUAAAGGGUCUGAAAAGAGAGUGACAUUUCAAUCAGGGGAAAUAGAGGUUAGGAGGAGGAGAUUGUGGGAACUUUUAGCAGAAGAUGAGACAGAGGAUGGUCUUGAUCUUUCGGGUUCGGAGAGAUUUGCAUUUUCAGUAGAUGAUGCAUUAAGUGUAAAUAGUGCAGGUUCAGCGGUUAAUAGGAGGUCGUUGCUGUUGUCGAAGUUGAAACAUGGUUUGUCAAUUAAUAAGCACAAAGAGAGUAACAGGUUAUUCCCAUGGAGAUUCGGAUUGCAAGCUAAAAAGAAGGUUGAAGUAGGAGAGAAUAGAGUGGAGGAAAGGAUUGAUAGAAGUGAAAGGAAGCGUAAGGUGGGUCCGGUUGAUCAUGAGUUGGUUUUGAGAGCAAUGUCAAGAGCUCUUGAAGUCACUGAACUCGCCUACUUGGAUAUGACAGAUAAAGUUCUUGAUCGGUACCCUGAGCUUGCAUUAAUGGGUUCUUGUUUGCUGGUUGCUUUGAUGAGAGAUGAAGAUGUAUAUGUUAUGAAUGUGGGAGAUAGUCGUGCUAUUGUGGCUCAGUAUGAGUCUGAGGAGGUUAGUUCUAGUUCAGAACCAAUAGUUCCAGGCAAUUGCGAGUUGGCUGUUGAGGGCAUUGCUGAAGAAUCUGUAGUUGCCGGUGAUGAGGAAAAUAAGGCGACGAAUGAGAUACCUAUUCAAGCUACGAAGCUGACUGCCUUGCAAUUGUCAACUGAUCACAGCACUAGCAUUGAAGAAGAAGUUAUUAGAAUCAAGAAUGAACACCCAGACGACAACAAUUGUAUUGUUAAUGAUAGAGUGAAAGGUCGUUUAAAGGUCACUCGCGCUUUUGGGGCGGGCUUCCUGAAAAAGCCUAAAUUGAAUGAUGCGUUGCUAGAAAUGUUUCGGAACGAGUACAUUGGGGAUGCUCCUUAUUUAUCUUGUAAACCUUCUCUGCGCCAUCAUAGACUCUGUCCUAAGGAUCAGUUUUUGGUGCUAUCCUCUGAUGGCUUGUACCAAUAUUUGAGCAAUCAAGAGGUUGUUUGUCAUGUUGAGAAUUUCAUGGAGAAAUUCCCUGAUGGGGAUCCUGCUCAGCAUCUUAUUGAGGAGCUCUUAUUCCGUGCAGCCAAGAAAGCUGGAAUGGAUUUUCAUGAACUGCUGGACAUCCCCCAGGGAGAUCGUAGGAAGUACCAUGAUGAUGUUACUGUUAUGGUGGUAUCUCUUGAGGGAAGAAUUUGGAAGUCGUCUGGGAAAUACCUCUGAGUUUUUACAAUUUCCAUGUAUAGCGGUGCUGCAAUUUUGAUCUCUUGAGGUGGGAUGUUGAGAACAGUGGUGGAAGCUGGACAGUCGAUCAAGCUCACUGCUCUGGUUAUACCCUUUACAACAGCCAAAACUGCUAGAAAUACGACAAGGCUCGUGAAAAGUAGAAAUUUCGUAGCUGGGGUUGAUCAGAACUGCUCCUAGAAAAAAAGAAAUAGGGUCUCUUCAUUUAGUUUCUUUUUAGAUUUUGCAAAUAUAUAUUUUCAUUCUUUAAGUUCUUUCUUUCUUUCUUUUUGCCCCCAUCUCAUCUACUCUUUAGAGCCAAAAUCAAGUGAUUGUGACCAGGUGGGUGGCUUAGUUACUUAGUUCGGGAUUUGCGAUCCCAGGUAAGAUCGGCUCACGGUUCAGGAUCAUGGGAUCCUUUUCUAUCAGAUAGGAAAGGUGAUAUAUCUGUAUUUUGGAGGUGGAUAUCCAUCAAUGUGGUUUACAGAGGAGAGAAUUUUUGUUGAACCCUUGUGUAAAAAGUUCUCUUACAGAAUGGGGUGAAGAGAAAGGUACAUCACAUACUUUUAUGCUGAUUGCAGUAUCAAUAUUUCCUU